AUGACUCCAACGUCUGAGAAGAAUAAAGUUACUUGUAGCUAUAUCCACGAUGACAUUGCUUUAUCUAUUCUCUCUAAACUCCCUAUUAAAUCUCUCAAGCGAUUUACUUGUGUUUCCAAAUCAUGGUCUCUUUUAUUUCAAAACCCUAAUUUCAUCAACUUGUUCCGCAACAAUCUUGUUUCCAAAUCUCAUGAUGAUGAUGAUGAUGAUGUGUGUUUCCUCUUCGUCUCGUACGCGUUUGUGAGUAUGUUUUAUUUGAUUUCUGGUGAGAGGUUUCAGAAUGUGGUAAACCUGGAUCUGCCGCCACCAUUUGAGAAUCCAUUUCGUAGGCCUUUUCAUAUUUUUUGUUCUGCUAUUAAUGGCAUUGUUUGUGUUUAUAGCUCUUGGGAUCAUAGUGAGGUAGCACUUUGGAACCCAGUUACUGGGGAAGUUAAGGUCAUCCCUCCUGGUCUUGUAGAGCAUCUACCUAAUAUCCAUGUUUUUGGUACCUUGUGUCUUCAUGGAUUUGGUUAUGACCAUGUCAGAGAUGACUACAAGGUUAUUCGGCAUGUUCAAUAUCGUUAUAUAUCAACUCAUUAUUCUUGA
This is a messenger RNA of Medicago truncatula (barrel medic), 585 nucleotides long. RefSeq names its product putative F-box protein At3g16210. The record is from RefSeq and is a predicted model, not a curated record. Gene Ontology annotation, molecular function: protein binding. The transcript has a single exon. The coding region runs from base 1 to 585 and encodes 194 amino acids. NCBI's taxonomy places the organism in Eukaryota, Viridiplantae, Streptophyta, Magnoliopsida, Fabales, Fabaceae.